UCAGGCUUUAUUUAAUUCGGAGGGAGUUGUGAGGGUGCAGUGUACUGCAAAGAAACCAGGAUGCACAGAAGACACAAUCCAGAGAAAAGUAUGAAUCUGUCCGUAGAGAGACUAACAGAAGCUGCUGCUAUGGGUCGGACUGAGGUAGUAAGGGAGCUCCUUGAAUCAGGCACUGACCCCAAUGCCGUGAACCGCUUCGGCCGGAGAGCCAUUCAGGUCAUGAUGAUGGGCAGUGUGCGCGUGGCAGAGCUCCUGCUGCAGCACGGAGCAGAGCCCAACACCCCAGACCUGACAACCCUCACUCUACCAGUCCACGACGCUGCCCGGGAGGGCUUCCUGGACACCCUGAUACUGCUUCACCGGGCAGGGGCACGGCUGGACGUCAAGGACGCCCUGGGUCGCCUCCCCUUGGACCUAGCUGAGGAACAGGGACACCACCUCGUGGUCACAUACCUGCGCGAGGUGGUGAAGGGAGGAAUGAAAUCCACGACCCGGGAUGUAGAAUAGGAUCCUCCAGAUUUCGAUAUUCUCCAUAAACUUAGAAGGCUUACUAGAAAGUUGGAAGACUGAGGCCCAACAAAGGGGUUCCUGCCCUGCAACUUCAAAAGGCUUAGUUCUACAUACUUAUACUGCCUUGCUUUGUCUUCAGCUAAACCUCGCUUAGCGUUUCCAUACUUGGUCGGGGUAAUUUUUAAAUAAACUUGCUUCUCUCUGAGGCCCUGAAA
This is a messenger RNA of Vombatus ursinus (common wombat), 725 nucleotides long. RefSeq names its product cyclin-dependent kinase inhibitor 2A-like. NCBI's taxonomy places the organism in Eukaryota, Metazoa, Chordata, Mammalia, Diprotodontia, Vombatidae. Bases 61 to 507 code for a protein of 148 amino acids. The transcript is spliced from 3 exons. Gene Ontology annotation, biological process: negative regulation of cell population proliferation; apoptotic process; regulation of cyclin-dependent protein serine/threonine kinase activity. Gene Ontology annotation, cellular component: nucleus. Gene Ontology annotation, molecular function: protein kinase binding; cyclin-dependent protein serine/threonine kinase inhibitor activity. The record is from RefSeq and is a predicted model, not a curated record.